Molecule: messenger RNA, 4485 nt
Organism: Pseudocercospora fijiensis CIRAD86
Lineage: Eukaryota; Fungi; Ascomycota; Dothideomycetes; Mycosphaerellales; Mycosphaerellaceae
Exons: 3
Coding region: 403-4485 (1360 amino acids)
Molecular function (GO): ATP binding; nucleic acid binding
Source: RefSeq, a predicted model, not a curated record
GUCGCUACGCCUGCAGCAAAAUCGCCAUUACGAGAGCCCAUGAGAGAUGCAUUGUCAACCAGCAGGCCUGGUACUCCUGUUAGCGAGAGGAGACAUUUGAGAUCGAAGAGCACGGAACGCAGAUUUAUGAUUUAAGGAGUAGGCUGAGGAGUGUUUUGGAUACCCGCCUGGGACAUCAGACCCACGGCAUGGCACGGCAUGGCACGGCGGGCAGGACAUGGCACGGCGAGGCAUGGCGGGCGGGCAGGGCAGGGCAGGGCAGGGCAUGAAAGGCGUACGAAAGUACAAGAAAAGGCGGCGCAUAGCCAUGGAGUCGGGAGGCAGGCUUUGCUUUCGAGCGGGACGGGAAGGAGCUUUCUCAUGCUUGGGUAGCAUCCUCGGGCUAUCGUUGUGCUCGUGCAAAUGAAAAUAUCAGCAUUUCAGGUGCUGGCGAUGCGAUGCGAUGCGAUGCGAUGCCACCCUUUACGCUCUUGUUCACCGAACUUGCGGUUGUGUCGAACCUGGAAGGGACGUCGACGCCCGCGCCUUCCUUCGUGCCUGGCGACGCGUGAAAGCUCCACUCUGACGGCCUGCCGAGUCUACACUUCACACUUCUGCAUUUGUGCUCUUCUCUCCUUCUCCCCUUCUCCCGCCGACCAUCUUCCAGCCUCCAUCACCAUGACCGACCAGCACAUCUUCGACCAGCUGGACAUGCUGGAGCGUGGUGCCCGCGACCUGCCGACUGCGCGGAGUCGGUAUGGUGCAAGUGGCGGCAGCGAACAGCACCCACGCGAAAACUACACUCAUCAGAAUACUGGCCCGUGGGACGAUGCAUAUCGCCAGCAGCAGGACGACUUCAUAGACCAACCUAUACAGCUUGAUUCGUUUGCUCCAAUCGCCCAAGGCAUCAGACUCAUUCCUACACGUCAAUUGCCCGACCGCUUUCGCGCCAUCUUUCCUUUCCCAUUACUAAAUGCAGUGCAAUCGAAAUGCUUUCCCGUCAUCUACAAGACCAACGACAACUUUGUUCUUUCAUCUCCCACUGGCAGCGGCAAAACAGCAAUCCUGGAGCUUGCAAUCUGUCGCUUGAUCAACGGCUACUCCAACGGCACCUUUAAGAUCGUCUAUCAAGCACCAACCAAGUCGUUGUGUGCGGAGCGCCAGCGAGACUGGCAGGCCAAAUUCGGCCCUCUGGACUUGCAAUGCGCCGAGUUGACCGGUGAUACCGACAAUGCUCAGCUUCGCAACGUUCAGCAUGCCAGCAUUAUCAUUACAACGCCAGAGAAGUGGGACAGCAUGACACGGAAAUGGAAAGAUCACCAAAAGCUGAUGCAAAUGGUCAAGCUGUUCCUGAUUGACGAGGUUCACAUUCUGAAAGAGGAUCGCGGGCCUACACUUGAGGCCGUCGUGUCACGAAUGAAGUCGGUUGGCUCCGAUGUGCGCUUCGUCGCCCUCAGUGCGACUGUGCCGAACUCACAAGAUAUCGCGACAUGGCUGGGCAAGGACGCCAUGAAUCCAGGUAUACCAGCACCACGAGAGAGGUUUGGCGAAGAGUUCCGCCCGGUCAGACUGCAAAGGCAUGUCUGCGCGUAUCAAUAUAGCUCCAACGACUUUGCUUUUGAUAAAGUCUUGGACAACAAGCUACCCGAUAUUAUCGCAAAAUACUCUCAACGCAAGCCAAUCAUGAUAUUUUGCGCCACCAGGAAGUCCUGCGUCGAGACCGCGAAGCUACUAGCAACUUGGUGGUCCAACGCUGGUCCUCGAGAUCGCUACUGGAAUGCUCCACGAGGCCGGGUACAAAUUACGGAUAAGGAUUUGCGCGAACGAGUGACGUCGGGAGUUGCUUUUCACCACGCUGGGCUUACUACAGAAGACCGCACCGCAGUUGAGAAAGGCUAUCUUGGGGGUGAAAUCGGUGUUAUCUGCUGCACAUCGACACUUGCUGUUGGGGUCAACCUCCCUUGCCAUAUGGUGAUCAUCAAGAACACGGUAACCUACACCCAAGGAAAUGGUAUGAAGGAGUAUUCUGACCUGGAGGUAAUGCAAAUGCUGGGACGAGCUGGCAGACCACAAUUCGAUGACAGUGCCGUGGCGGUCAUCAUGACUCGCUUGCAGAAACAAGAGACCUACGAGAAGAUGAUCUCAGGAUCUGAGGUACUGGAAAGCCGCUUGCACCUGAAUCUGAUUGAGCAUCUCAAUGCCGAGAUUGGUUUGGGAACAGUCAGUAACCUCUCCUCUGCCAAACAGUGGCUCGCAGGCACAUUCCUAUACGUGCGCCUCAAGAACAAUCCAGAGCACUACGAGAUUGAAGGUGAUGCACCCGGCGGCAGUAUCGAUGAGCGCUUAGAGAAGAUCUGCCGCGAAGGCAUCACGCAGCUUGAAGACAAUGACUUGAUCAAAGGUGUCAUCAAGUACCAGUGCACUGAGUUCGGCGACUCGAUGUCGCGAUACUAUAUCCAAUUCGAAACCAUGAAGAGCCUCCUUGCACUUCCCUCGAAGGCCAAAAUCUCCGAGAUUUUGUCGACCAUGGCACAGGCGGCCGAGUUCAAGGAUGUGCGCUUUCGAGCAGGCGAGAAGCCAACCUACAAGGAAUUGAAUAAGAACAACAGCAUAAAGUUUCCAAUUCCUGGAGCUCUAGAACAUUCAGCUUGCAAGGUGUCUCUGAUCAUUCAGUCCGUUCUCGGGGCUGUCGAGCUACCGACCGAGGACACCAAACAUACCAUGGAGUAUCGUACAAGCAAGGCCAUCAUUUGGCAGCACGCUCAUCGUCUGAUCCGGUGUAUCAUUGACUGCCAACUCUAUCUUGAUGAUGCAGUCACGGCACGCAACGCAUUGAUGCUUGCUCGUUCUCUGGCUGGUCAGGCGUGGGAUGAUUCACCUUUGCAUAUGAAACAGCUAGAAGGCAUAGGCAAUGUCUUUGUUCGGAAGCUCGUCGGAGCAGGCAUCAGAUCAAUCGUGGACCUUGAGAGUAUCGAAGCAUACCGCAUCGAGCAGAUACUGAGUCGCAACCCGCCCUUCGGAGCCCAGAUUCAGGAGCAAGCGCAGGCCUUCCCUCGACUUCGCAUCGGUCUCAAGAUUGUGGGCGAGCAUAUCGUCAAGAAAGGCGAGCACGUUACUGUGAAGGUCAAGGCAGAGAUUGGUUUCUUGAACGAAAAAGUGCCGCUGGCUUUCCAACGCAAGCCGAUCUAUGUCUGCCUCCUAGCCGACACCUCUGAUGGCCAUAAGCUGCACUUCGCUCGAAUCAGCGCCAAGAAGAUGGAGAAGGGCAUGGACGUGCUUUUCAGUGCCAAUCUGACAUCUCAGGGUCAAGUGAUCCGAGCAUUUCUCAUGUGCGACGACAUCGCAGGCACGCAGCAAAGUGCUAUGCUCAAGCCCGAGAUACCAUCAUACUCAUUUCCAACGCCGAAGAUGCUCGAAGACUCCCAGGACCGUUCUCAGGGCAAGAUCAAUGCGCCGAACACCUCGAAGCGUCGGCUUGCUGCAGCCGGUGCUCAAAUAGCCGCAAAUGAUGAAGAAUUUGGUGAUAAUAAGGCAACAUCGCCGUCGAAGGACAAUGUCGAGCACUAUGAAGCUCGUCAGCUACCAAAUGGCAGGUGGCAAUGCAAUCACAAAUGCAAGAAGAAGUGCAAGCACGAAUGCUGCGAGAAAGGCCUGGAGAAGAAGCCGAAGCCGCCUAAGCCAAAGGAGCCAAAGAAGACAUCAGCUGUGUCUGAGCCACGUCAAACUCAACUUGAUCUGAUCGCAAGCAAGAAGAAUACGGCAUCAGCUGCUCAAGCUCCAUCCUCUAUCGCUCCACCACGCAAGCCAAGUGUCCCCAAAGAAGCCCGCGAUCUCGAAAAGCUGCACGACAAGAUUCCAAACUCCACGCCUAAUGUCCCACUCCUGAACAAGUCCAAGCCGGCAACACUUCAAAGCACUCGACUACCAAGUUUCUUGGCCAAACCCAAUAAUAAUCACGACGACCUCGACGACGACUUUGGACUCAACGACCUCCGCUCAGACGAUUUCCCAACAGAUUCCGAACUUCUCCCAACCGAACCAGUCUCUCACAUGAGCCCAUCCACUCACGCCGGUCCCAACUCGAACGAUGACGAAGAUCUCAACGACGAAGAAAUGCUCGACGACCUAGAAGACGACGCCUUCAACUUGAAUGCCGAUGCAGCAGAAAUCACACCUCAACAAGAUCAGAACGACAACGACCGCCCCUCCCCCCUCUCCUCCCUCGAAUACGAAAUCCAAGCCAGCAAGCAGAAAUCCAUCUUCAUCACAGGCGAAAGCACAGAUAGUAUCGAGAACGAAACAACAAAACACAAACUCGACGAUACGGGAAGUCUCUUCUUCCAAGGACCUCCUGUGGCGAAGAAAGUGAAGAGAAGUCCUUCCGUUCACGACGACUUCCCGCAAACGCUCGAAAGCACCACCAAGCCGGAAGAAGAGAAAGAAGAGGAUUUGAAAGCGUGGUUUGAAAGGGAAUUUGGGACGGAGUAUUUUAACUAUGUCGGAUGA